AUGUAUGUGCAUGAUAAAGGCUGUGUAAUGCUAACCCCAAUUAUAUUCAACCGAUCUCAAAGUGAUCUGUUAACAAAUUGUAUUGUGCCUGACACAGUGAAGAUUGAUGGAAAAAUAGCUAAAAUAUUGACUGUUAUUGAAUUUAUCCCGAAAUCAAAUCGUAUGAAAGACGAAGUAAUAGUUAAAAAUCUGGUUGAACGAAAUGGACCUUGGUUACUAUUACAUAAUUGA
Molecule: messenger RNA, 231 nt
Organism: Didymodactylos carnosus
Lineage: Eukaryota; Metazoa; Rotifera; Eurotatoria; Philodinida; Philodinidae
Source: the annotation of a GenBank genome assembly